This is a messenger RNA of Oppia nitens, 568 nucleotides long. RefSeq lists its product as uncharacterized. The transcript is spliced from 4 exons. The record is from RefSeq and is a predicted model, not a curated record. Bases 75 to 491 code for a protein of 138 amino acids. Lineage: Eukaryota; Metazoa; Arthropoda; Arachnida; Sarcoptiformes; Oppiidae.
CUAUAAGAUAAAUAAUUUUACAGUUUAUUCUUUGAUAUAAUUUCUCUGUUAUCAUACAUUGAUUGCCGACACAAAUGAAAUCCAUUUAUAUGAUUGCACUGUUGGUGUCGACCAUUAUAUUUGUUGUCAUCAUUGAGUCGAAGGAUUUCUGUGAAGAAUAUCGAAAAAACGACAAUAAAAUAGAUGUAUCAAUGAGUUUGUAUAAAGAGUAUGGAUAUCCUGAAGAUAUGAUAUUAUUGUUUAUCGGUAACACCUACUGGAAAGUGUCAGUUAAUGCUAACAACACUGUUAUGAUUGACACCCAGAGUGCCGGUCAGUCUAACUUAUUAUCCGCUGACAAGAACUCUAUGAUCUGGUCUUUCAAGUUUGAUGUCACCGAUAAUGUCUACGAUGAACAACAAAUAGAUGAUAAUGAACUGCCAUUUUGUCGUAUGGGUUCUCUAGAGAAAGAUAAGCAAACAAUUGAUUGGAAAGAGCAAACAUCGUUGUAAACCGGAAAUUAUUAAGACACUGAUUGACUGUUCCCCGCAAACCAACCAAUCGAUGAUUACUAUUAUAGUGAUGUCUA